ACGAAUAAAUGUCGAAAAAAUUAUUUAUUGUUGUGCGUAGUUUGAAGAGAAACAUUUUUUAAUCUUUAUCCCGUAUAUAAAUAUUUUUAUAAUCAGCAAGAGGGUGGGGGGGUUAAUGGGGGGUCAAGGUGUUUUUUGGCACCUUUUGUGACCCCCCAAGUAAAAUCCACCAGAAAGGAUUGGUUUAGGUCAAAAUGAGCAUUCUGUGGUGACUAAAUCACCAAUGAAGAGAUAUUUUCUGUCUUUGGUGGUUUGGACUGAGAGUAAUGGACUGGGUUUCCAUCUGAUGGCAGUAUUUACACUCACUGAUUCACUCAUAACUGAGCACAGCAGAUCAACUUAACUGGAUUACAGUGUUCCGUUCACUGAAAGCUUUGUGAAUGUGGCUCCAUACCUGUGUCCUUAAUAAAGAUUAAUGACACUAAUAACAGAGACGUUGAGAAGCUUCUGAAAUGUGCAGUGUUGCUCAUUUCACACUGCUUUUAUUUUCUUUGGUUUGUUCUUGUAAUGAAUAUACUGGACAUCUCAGUGAGAGAUAUUAAUAUUUAUUAAGGGAACUUAAUGCAGUUUAUGAAUGAAAACAUCCAUCUAAUUGAAUAAUAGCGGUAUCAAAUGAACCUGAUCUGGGUUAGAUUAAACUCUCAUCAUCAUUCUGCUGAAGUUCUGAAUAAACAUUUGCAGACAUUUGCUAAUGGGUUUUCACUGGCUUCUUGAAAUAAAUCACAGCUGUUCAGUUUCCUGUCCUGUGUAUCUCAGGGCUUCUUAAUCCCGCCCACAUCCUGCUGAGUAGCCAAUCACAGCUCAGCAUGAGAAACGAGAUCAGGAAGUGCUCUCUGUUUUCUGGGAAGCUAAUUUUAACCGGAUUAAACCUGCUCACAGGAGCUGAAAUAGUUUUUAAACUAACUUCUACUGCUGAUAAAGACUUUGGGAAAUCUGUAUCAGUGAACUAUAUUGAUCAUCUUUAGGGGAAAUAUUUAUCUGACUUAAUAUAUAUGCAAAUUAUUAUCUUUAGGAUAAAUAUUUAUUAGUGAAUUUUUGUUGUUGUUGUUGUUGAUUUAAUGGUUUUAUUGUAAAUGUUUUUUUUUGUAUUUAAUAUUUUUAAGUCUGUAUUUCUUUUGACUUUGAAAAACAACAUGCACGACAGAAAAUAAUGCAAAUAUAAUAAUUAUUAUUAUUUGUUUUGAAGUAUUGAAACUGUGUGUAGAGUCUGAUUUCAUAAUCAACUUAUAGACUUUACCAAACAAUGCACAAUGCAGUCAAAUUUUAUUAAUUUAAUUAAGAAUAACAAUAUUAUUUUUAAUAAUUAUAUUCAAUUAUAAUAUGAUUAUGUAGAUCAUGUUUUAAUUGUUUAGAUUUUAUGGUUUUUAAAACUUUUUCAUCUUUGAAAAACACUGUGGAGCAUCACAGAAAAUAUAUUGCAUGAAUUACAUUACACUUAUUUUAAUUAUGUUAUAUAGGAUUAUAUGUUUAUAAAACAAUUGUUUUCCAAAAUAUUUGAAGUAGGUCUAUUGAAUCGGAAUCAGAAAAGAAGAUAAAUUAAUUGAAUUUAAAUAAUGUUUUUAAAAAUGUUAAGUGGUUGUAAUAAUUGGUAUAAUUAAGAAUAAAAGGAUUUAAUCUAUUCCUCAAAAAGAAGAGUUUCUGUUAUAUAACGAUUAUUAUUGAGCUCCUGUGUAAUAGCAGAUGGUGAUGUGUGUGUCUGUAUUGUGAGGAUAUACUGUGAAGGCACACACCACAGCAGCUGUGAAGUGAUCUGGUGAUGUAACACAGCAUGUGCUGAGACUCAUGUGUCUUCAUGUGCUUCACUAACACUCUCUGUGUCCACUUCUGACACUUUAUUAUCAACAGAUAUGAGCUAACAGAGGAUAAACACACUCAGCAUGAACUCAUGCAUGAUGCAAAACUAUAUUAGAUUAUAAAAACAAUCACUGAAAAGAUUCAGUGCUCACCUGGUCACACAGCUCUUGUGCUUUGUUUGUAAUCCGGCGGGUGACGUCACGCGCCUCGGCCCCGCCCCGCCCCCGGAGCGCGAGAGCAUGCAGGUAGACAGACGCUCGACAGGUGCGACUCACAGCUCCUGAGCGCUUCAGGAAUCAGAUUGUGACGAUGGGUCGGAAGGAGAUCGACUGCAGCUGGAAGAAAAUCACCAGCAACAUCAAGGACAUAUUCGACUUCAAGGAAGUUCUGGGCUCGGGCUCGUUUUCUGAAGUCUACCUGGUGAGAGAGAGAAAGACCGGGGAUUUCUAUGCCCUGAAGUGCGUGAAGAAAAAACAGCUGCACCACUCGAACCUCGAGAACGAGAUCAAAGUGCUGAAGAGGAUAAAGCAUGAUAAUGUGGUGGGACUGGAAGAUUUCUACGAAACGAGGACGCACUAUUACCUGGUCAUGGAGCUGGUGUCGGGCGGAGAGCUCUUCGACCGUAUUCUGGAUCGAGGUGUUUACACAGAAAAAGACGCCAGCCGUGUGAUCAAACAGGUCCUGGAGGCCGUUUCCUACCUGCAUCAGAACAGCAUCGUCCACAGAGACCUGAAGCCUGAGAACCUGCUGUACUACAGUCCAGAUGAGAACGCCAAGAUCAUGAUUACUGACUUUGGCCUGUCCAAGAUGGCCGAUCACGGCGUGAUGUCCACAGCCUGUGGAACACCAGGAUAUGUUGCUCCAGAGGUUCUGGCUCAGAAACCGUACAGUAAAGCUGUGGACUGCUGGUCUAUCGGUGUCAUAACCUACAUCUUGUUGAGCGGCUACCCACCGUUUUAUGAGGAGAACGAAACACGCCUGUUCUCCAAAAUCAUGAAGGCUGAAUACGCCUUCCACUCUCCGUACUGGGACGACAUUUCUGAGUCAGCGAAGGACUUCGUCAGGCACAUGCUGGAGAAAAACCCUAAUAAACGCUUCACCACUGAACAAGCGCUCAGUCAUGCAUGGAUCAUUGGAGACACGGCGCACAAUAACAACAUCAUUCAGUCUGUCGGUGAACAGAUUCAGAAAACCUUUGCCAAAUCCAAGUGGAAGCGAGUCAUUAAUGCGACGGUGGUGGUCAGUCACAUGCGGCGUCUGCAGCUGGCCCACGCUGACCCUCCGGCCCCCGCUCCACUGAUCCAGGUGCUGGACGUCUCGUCCCCUGGCCCGCCCUCGGAUGAGCUGGACACCAAUGGGAACCCCUCGUGCAGUCACAUGACCCUGUCACCUCAAGCUGAUGUCAGCAGGGGCCGGGGCCCGCUCAAGGCCUGUAACAGUGAGCCGAUGCACGCACUGGUCAUCUGUGAGACGGGGCAACACGUGUACUGCUCCGAGUCCGAACUGCCCAGCGCCGCCAACAGAUCAGACAGAGUGACGUGUUGCACAGAUGAGCGGGGCCAGUCACUGCAGACUGGGGUUUGCUCUGUGAUGUGAUGGGCUGAUUGACAGCUGUCAGUCAAAUGAAAUCCUGCGCUCGUAGGAUGAUCAAGUGUGUGUUCUUCAUGGACGUUUCGGGACGUCGGAUCCACACGAGUGCCAAUCGCACACAUGUCUGCGUCUCAGAUCUUCAUCUCUCACUAGUGAAAGUGUUACUUCUGUCAUUUCAAGCAGAUUGAGAGUGUCAUUUAUCUCAGGAAUUCAGGACAAGGCAGGUUUAUUGUAUUAUUUUCUGUAUAUACAGUACAUGUACGAUAGUUGCAUUUGGGCCGAUGCCAAUGCAUCAUGGGAAGGGCAGAUCACGUGUGCCACUGUUUUACUGCGAGCGACGGCGGGUUUGAGUGUUUUUAAUUUCAAUCUUAUUUUCUUAUUUCAAACUCAUGCUCACUGUUGUAUUCAUAAUAUUUAUGUCUUAUAAAUGCAUAUAAGAUGAUUUAAUGCGUUAUUUAGGGGCUUAUUAAGUCGGUAUCAGCACAGAGCCCUGCUGUACCCCAUAAACACGCUGCUGUAUGUCUGUAUUAAAAUACAUAAAAUAAAGCUAUUUACACACC
Messenger RNA from Carassius auratus (goldfish), 3944 nucleotides. Its product is annotated as calcium/calmodulin-dependent protein kinase type 1D-like. Gene Ontology annotation, biological process: protein phosphorylation. NCBI's taxonomy places the organism in Eukaryota, Metazoa, Chordata, Actinopteri, Cypriniformes, Cyprinidae. Gene Ontology annotation, molecular function: ATP binding; protein kinase activity. The coding region runs from base 2104 to 3390 and encodes 428 amino acids. The transcript is spliced from 14 exons. The record is from RefSeq and is a predicted model, not a curated record.